AUGGAAAAAUGCCCACUAUGGAACGUGACACUUAAAGUGACUGUCACUUAUAAGUGUGUUUCUCUAUGGUCGGACACCGUGCCAAUAUUUCUUAGCAGAGUUAGUUUUUUAAAUCAGGAUACAAAACCACAAAAGUUACAAUUCAGAUUAGCAUCGAUUAUUGAACCAGAUGAUAAAUUAACCAUUGAAUUUUAUAUAACUUCGAAAAAAAAGCGAAAAAAACUAUGGGCAAUGUUCGAGAUUAUUCUAGAAAAUAUCAUCGAUACAAAAAUAUUAGAAUUAGAAGAAAAUCUAACAGAUCCAAAUAAUUUUUUAAUUAAAUCGACAUUUACAUUUAAACUUCAUUAUGCACAUCCUGAUUUAGCUACAGCAGUCAGUACUUUGGGAGGUGGUGAAAUUCAAGGUCAAGAUGAAAUUGAAUUGUUAGAUAUAUUUAAUGAAGAUGAAAAUACCGGUUAUAAACAUCGUGUGAAAAAAGGUGAUUUAGGAAAACUUGGAAAUUUAAAACGAAAAUUAGGUAAAAAACAUGGUGACGAAGAUGGUACACAUGACUUAGAUGGUACAGAUGAUGUACCGCCGGAAGUUGUCGAUGAAGCAGAUCAAAUGAAAAAGACAAUGAAUAAUAUGGAAUUACUACAGAAAAGUCUUGGUCGUUAUGAUGGUGAUCCAUAUCAAUUAACCGAAUGGCAAGUGAUGGUUCAUGUGAUACAAGGACGAGAAUUACCUGGUCUAGAUAUUAAUCCGUAUGUAGUGGUACAAAUAGACGAUGAAAAACACACAACAAUGGUACAAAAAUUAACAAAUGCACCAUUCUACGGAGAAUUUUUUACAUUUGAUUUUAAUUUACCUGCAUCACAAAUGUUCGAAAAAGUUAUUUAUUUUAGAGUACAUAAUUCUAAAAAAAUUAUAAGUAAAUUUACGGAUGGUACACCACUUGGUAUAUUUAAAGUUGAUAUUGCUACAAUUUAUAAUGAAAAAGAACAUGCAUUUGAACGAAAAUGGGCACAAUUGACAGAUCCAAACGCCGUUGGUAUUACUUGUGGUCAUUUAUUAAUGUCGAUUAUGGUUGCACAAAGAGGCGUACCAUCAAAAGUAUGUGUAUUGAUGUAUAAAAUAUUUCAGUGUAAAUUGUAUAGAAAAGGUUAA
Molecule: messenger RNA, 1146 nt
Organism: Didymodactylos carnosus
Lineage: Eukaryota; Metazoa; Rotifera; Eurotatoria; Philodinida; Philodinidae
Source: the annotation of a GenBank genome assembly